CCUUUGUCGCAUGCUCCGCGGGGGAGGGGAGUGAAGGGAGAAAUGAGCCAGGGUUGCCAUAGCAACUAGGCCGGUGGUCGCCCGGAGACCCGAGGGAGAACUGCCGGGUUCCGGGCCGCGGCUUCGGCUUCUUGGGGGCUCUGGGAGCCCGCGUGCCGGGCGUGUGUGCGCGAAGUUCUCGGGUGCGUGUGCGCUCGUGUCUGCGUGUGUGUAUCAUGCGUGUGAGCUUGCACACGUGUGCGCAGGAAGUGCCAGGGCGAGACGUGUGUGCCAGCCCGCGCGCCUGAGCGUGCGUCCUCGCGUGCGCUCCUGAGGGUGCCCGGCGCGCGUGGCGAGUGUGAGCCUGGAGCCGCCCCGCCCAGCUUCGCCUCCGCCCGCGGCCUGCGCUCUCCCGGCUCCCCAGCUCAGACUCCGCGCGCUCCCUCGUCCGGAGCCGCUGCCCGAGCCGCACCUGUUGGAGGCGCAGAGACAGGUGCGGGGCGCGGAGGCCGCCCCUGAGCGGAGAGCAGGAGCCGAGGGCGGGGCCGGGCCGAGCCGGCUUCUGCACCCCGCUCCCCAGCCCGCGUGCUGCAUGAGGGGCCGCCGGGGCGACCGCCUGGCCGUAAGCAUCCAGGAGCACAUGGCCAUCAACGUGUGCCCCGGGCCCAUCCGGCCCAUCCGCCAGAUCUCCGACUACUUCCCGCGCCCCGGCCCGGGGGACUGUGGGGAGGCCCCGGCCCGUCUGGCCCCCCUGGCCCUGGCGCCCCCUGCGGGCCUCCUUGGGGCCACCGCCCCCGAGGACGGGGCCGAGGUGGACAGCAACGACUCGGACGACACCACUGCCCUGGGGAUGUUGGAGUUCGACCUUCUCUAUGACCGGGCCUCCUGCACUCUGCACUGCAGCAUCCUCAGGGCCAAGGGCCUCAGGCCUAUGGACUUCAAUGGCCUCGCCGACCCCUACGUCAAGCUGCACCUGCUGCCAGGAGCCUGCAAGGCCAACAAGCUGAAAACCAGGACUCAGAGGAACACGCUGAACCCGGUGUGGAAUGAGGACCUGACUUACAGUGGGAUCACAGACGACGACAUCACCCACAAGGUGCUCAGGAUCUCCGUCUGUGAUGAGGACAAGCUGAGCCACAAUGAGUUCAUCGGGGAGAUCCGAGUGCCCCUCCGCCGCCUCAAGCCUUCACAGAAGAAGCAUUUUAACAUCUGCCUCGAGCGCCAGGUCCCGCUGGCAUCCCCCUCGUCCAUGUCCGCAGCGCUGAGGGGCAUCUCCUGCUACCUGAAGGAGCUGGAACAGGCUGAGCAGGGACCUGGGCUCCUGGAAGAGCGUGGGCGCAUCCUGCUGAGCCUCAGCUACAGCUCUCAGCGCCGGGGGCUGCUGGUGGGCAUCAUUCGCUGUGCCCACCUGGCUGCUAUGGAUGUCAACGGCUAUUCUGACCCUUAUGUGAAGACGUACCUGAGACCAGACGUGGACAAGAAAUCCAAGCAUAAGACAUGUGUGAAGAAGAAGACUCUGAACCCAGAAUUUAAUGAGGAAUUCUUCUACGAGAUACAGCUCUCCACUCUGGCCACCAAGACUCUGGAGGUCACGGUCUGGGACUAUGACAUUGGCAAAUCCAACGACUUCAUAGGGGGUGUGUCCCUGGGCCCGGGGGCCCGCGGGGAGGCUCGGAGACACUGGAGUGCCUGUCUGCAGCAGCCGGACGCCCCCCUGGAGCGCUGGCACACCCUGACCAGUGAGCUGCCCGCCGCGGCCACAGCACUCCCCUCAGCCUGAGCGGCAGCAGCUGCCAUACAGGCCUCGCACGAAUGUGCUGCACGUUUACACAGGGUGGAUGCCUGGCCCGCCCGCCCCGCCUGUCUCAUUGAGUCUCGUGGCCUGACCGUGACCCUCGGUCCACACUCAUAUGCAAACUCCUCCCUCACUCUCACCAAGCAUGCAAACCACCCACCGCACACCCUGGGGAGUGCUGUCCCCAGCCCUCUCCGAGCUGCCCGGCCCCUCGACACAGGAGGAGGUCGGAUUAGGGGAGGUUUGGAGGAGAAUGUUUCCAAAGGACAGACAAGAGGCGCUGCUGCAACACGGACCUUCAUUACAGUCCCAGCCCGACAGCCACCCUUCCCAGGCACGCCCAGCGAGGCAGGUGCUCCUGGCCACUCACUUAAAUAAUGUCCUGGGGCCCUGCCACCUGCUGGGGACACUUGUGCAUGUUUACGCCUUUUCUGAUUGUGUCAGUGGCCAAAGCAUGGCAACUGUGCAUCAAUAAACAUGGAGGACGCUGG
Messenger RNA from Heterocephalus glaber (naked mole-rat), 2265 nucleotides. It is a transcript of the gene Doc2a, whose product is annotated as double C2 domain alpha. Gene Ontology annotation, cellular component: extrinsic component of synaptic vesicle membrane; synapse; membrane. Lineage: Eukaryota; Metazoa; Chordata; Mammalia; Rodentia; Bathyergidae. Gene Ontology annotation, biological process: regulation of calcium ion-dependent exocytosis; exocytosis; spontaneous neurotransmitter secretion. The record is from RefSeq and is a predicted model, not a curated record.